GGCGCUCUCACUCAGAAAGGCCGCUGGGUGCGGGGAGCGCAGAGGCGGUGCAGGGCGGCUGGCUCGCCUCGGCGUGCAGUGCGCGUGCGUGGAGCUGGGCGCUAGGUCCUCGGAGUGGGUCGGAGAUGGCGGCGACCGACGGGGCUUUGCCGGAGGCGGCGGCUUUAGAGCAACCCGCGGAGCUGCCUGCCACGGUGCGGGCGAGUAUCGAGCGGAAGCGGCAGCGGGCACUGAUGCUGCGCCAGGCCCGGCUGGCUGCCCGGCCCUACUCGGCGACGGCGGCUGCGGCUACUGGAGGUUUGGGCCGCGUCCGCGCUUGCCCCUUCCCUCUCCCCGCCUCCCCGGUCCCCAGACUGGCUCGUGCGAGCCGAGUCCCGGGGCCCGGGGGUCGCGUCAACUCCUCUGGCGUCUGUGUGCAGAUUCUCCCCCAGUCGGAGAGGGAAUCCGGCCCAGCCGCCUUGUCAAAGCGUCCUGUCCACGACCACAGAGCGUUCCGCGGUCGCAUCCGGGCCUCCUGACCACCAGCCCCGUGCCUUCUUCGCUGCACCUCGGCUGCUCAGCUUCGAUUUUUCGUUUAGGGAUGCAGCCGCCCCCGCCGGGAGGUGUCAGCUACUGCCAGGUGUCAGGGCCUCAGCUGUCCCGGAAAGAGGAGUUAGACUAGUUCUUGAUUGUGGCCUAUAUAGCUAGAACUAGUUGAUGGAAGAGGCAGAUCUUGGUGUUUGUUAGGGAGAGCUUUCAACAAUUAGAGUUGCCAAAAGUGCAAUGGAUUGCUUCUCAUGAGCUUCCCGUUACUAGAAGCGCUCAAAUAGGAACUGGAAGAACGCUUACUUAUGUGGAGGAGAGGAGAUUCAGCAAUCAGAAUCUCCUAUUCAGCAAUCAGAAGAAGGGACUGGAUAGUAAACCUUUAAGAUUCUAAUCCAUAGAUUCCAUGAGUCUAUUUCUUGGACACGUGACCUCUGCGAUUUCUUGGCAAAAACUAGAUGCUCAAAACAUGUUUAUUGAUUGAAGUAAAUUAAGGACUGAUCUCUCAUUGCAGAUUAUUCUCUUAUAGAAUUUGCCACUGGGGUCAACUAAUAAUAUUUUCCAGGAUACUUAAAAUGUAGUUUGGUUGACAGGCAGUUCUUCAGGACUACCUCUAUAACAUGAAGUACAUGUGUUCCUAAAGCUCUAUACUGCCCUUUGUCGAGCACAGUUUAGAGCUGUAUUACUCUUUUUUUAUCAGCCAGAUGUAGUGAGAGUGAGAAGAGUUUGAGGCUGGCAGCAUGUCUUGAUAUUCAUACUAACACCGAAACUGCAAAUUCCAGCUACUUUUGAUGGUACUGGUCUCAUCCUUUCUACUUUAUAGUGGUUACCUUUUAUUCCUUUCUAAACUUGAGGCACGCUAGAGUCAGACAAAAAGUUCAUUUGCACUGAUUAAUUCAUAGUCAUGAUUCCAUAAAGGUUUCCAGAUCUACGACAUGGCUGUGGAACGGAAGGUGCAAAAUAGCAAAAACUGACAUUAAAUUAAACGUUUGAUCGUGGAAAGCAAGGUAGAAUGAACAUUCUUUAAGAUUUCUUAGGCAGUUCCCCAAGAACUGAACUGUAUUGUAGCAUUGUGUACAACCCACCAUGUUUCAAGAGUUAGGCAUGGCUAAUGUAAAAGCAGCCCCAAAGAUAAUUGACACAGGAGGAGGCUUCAUUUUAGAAGAGGAAGAAGAAGAAGAACAAAAAAUUGGAAAAGUUGUUCAUGAACCAGGACCUGUUAUGGAAUUUGAUUAUGUAAUAUGUGAAGAAUGUGGGAAAGAAUUUAUGGAUUCUUAUCUUAUGAACCACUUUGAUUUGCCAACUUGUGAUAACUGCAGAGAUGCUGAUGAUAAACACAAGCUUAUAACCAAAACAGAGGCAAAACAAGAAUAUCUUCUGAAAGACUGUGAUUUAGAAAAAAGAGAGCCACCUCUUAAAUUUAUUGUGAAGAAGAAUCCACAUCAUUCACAAUGGGGUGAUAUGAAACUCUACUUAAAGUUACAGAUUGUGAAGAGGUCUCUUGAAGUUUGGGGUAGUCAAGAAGCAUUAGAAGAAGCAAAGGAAGUCCGACAGGAAAACCGAGAAAAAAUGAAACAGAAGAAAUUUGAUAAAAAAGUAAAAGAAUUGCGGCGAGCAGUAAGAAGCAGCGUGUGGAAAAGGGAGACGAUUGUUCAUCAACAUGAGUAUGGACCAGAAGAAAACCUAGAAGAUGACAUGUACCGGAAGACUUGUACUAUGUGUGGCCACGAACUGACAUAUGAAAAAAUGUGAUUUUUAGUUCAGUGACCUGUUUUAUAGAAUUUUAUAUUUAAAUAAAGGAAAUUUAGAUUGGUCCUUUUCAAAAUUCAAAAAAAAAAAAAAACACGCAACAUCUUCAUAGAUGAAUGAAACCCUUGUAUAAGUAAUACUUCAGUAAUAAUUAUGUAUGUUAUGGCUUGAAAACAAGUUUCAGUGAAGGUCACCUGGCCUGGUUGUGUGCAGAAUGUCAUGUCUGUGAUUGCUUUCUUACAACAGAGAUGGGAGCUGAGUGCUAGAGUAGGUACAGAAGUGGUAGGUCAGCUACAAAUUUGAGGACAAGAUACCAAGGCAAACCCUAGAUUGGGGUAGAGGGAAAAGGGUUCAACAAAGGCCGAACUGGAUUCUUAACCAAUAAACAAAUAGCAAUGGUGGUGUACCACUGUACCCCAGGUUCUAGUCAUGUGUUUUUUUAGGACGAUUUCUGUCUCCACAAUGGUGGAAACAGUGGGGAAGUACUGCUGGAAAAAGCCCUAAUAGCAGAAAUAAACAUUGAGUUGUACAAGUCUGA
Pongo pygmaeus (Bornean orangutan) is the source of this 2809-nucleotide messenger RNA. RefSeq names its product XPA, DNA damage recognition and repair factor (gene XPA). Gene Ontology annotation, biological process: nucleotide-excision repair involved in interstrand cross-link repair; UV-damage excision repair; base-excision repair. The record is from RefSeq and is a predicted model, not a curated record. Gene Ontology annotation, cellular component: nucleotide-excision repair factor 1 complex. Gene Ontology annotation, molecular function: damaged DNA binding. Bases 1609 to 2274 code for a protein of 221 amino acids. NCBI's taxonomy places the organism in Eukaryota, Metazoa, Chordata, Mammalia, Primates, Hominidae. The transcript is spliced from 6 exons.